Ictalurus furcatus (blue catfish) is the source of this 1562-nucleotide messenger RNA. It is a transcript of the gene apmap, whose product is annotated as adipocyte plasma membrane associated protein. The record is from RefSeq and is a predicted model, not a curated record. Lineage: Eukaryota; Metazoa; Chordata; Actinopteri; Siluriformes; Ictaluridae. Gene Ontology annotation, biological process: biosynthetic process. The transcript is spliced from 9 exons. Gene Ontology annotation, molecular function: strictosidine synthase activity. Bases 130 to 1377 code for a protein of 415 amino acids.
UAUUAACGUGAUAAAGAGAAGCAGACACGAGCUGUUGUACACUGCAGUACUGUAUUUACUGUAAAGGAAGCUCUCUGCACUUAUUCUGAACAGAACAGUAAGAACUACUGAAAGCUCAGACAUUUCAGUAUGAAUGAGACAGAAGGACUGCGCUUCAGGAAGCUGAAUAGACCUCAGAUUUUAACAGACGAUUCGCGUGAACCUCAGAACAAAAGCACGAGCACGUACAGUGGGAAGGUUUUCCGUGUCACUCUGCUGUCUCUGGCUGUGUUCCUGAUUCUCCCAGUCCUGGUGGUCACUUUUCUCCUGGACUCCCCCAUUCAGCCAGAAGCAUUCAGUCUCAAUGAACCACCGCUCAUGACUGGUUGCUUUGAACCCAACCUAAAGCUUAGACAAGCAGAAAGACUGUUUGAGGACCAGCUCAUUGGCCCUGAAUCCAUUGCUAAUAUUGGAGAUAUUCUGUACACUGGUACUGCAGAUGGAAGGAUUGUGAAAAUUGAUGGGAGGAAAAUCAAUGUUGUGGCAACUCUGGGCAAGCCUCCAUGUGGGUCUCCUGAGCAGGAGCAUGUUUGUGGACGGCCGCUUGGAAUCAGAGUGGGUCCGAAUGGCACCUUGUUUGUGGCUGAUGCCUACCUGGGUCUAUUUGAGGUUAAUCCUGUCACAGGUGAGACAACACUUCUAGUGAGCACCAAGAUGAUGGUCGGGGGUCGACGUCUCUCAUUUGUCAAUGACCUGGAUGUGACACAGGAUGGGAAGAAGGUGUAUUUCACUGACUCCAGCAGCAGGUGGCAGCGUAGGGACUUCAUGAAACUCAUCAUGGAGGCCACAGCAGAUGGCAGGGUUCUGGAGUAUGAUACUGAGACUAAAGAGGUUGCUGUUAUGAUGGAGAACUUGCGCUUCCCUAAUGGUAUUCAACUCCUUCCAGAUGAAGAGUCUGUUCUUGUUGCUGAAACUACGAUGGCAAGAAUAAGGAGGAUUCACGUGGCUGGUCUCAAUAAGGGAGGCAUGGACACUUUUAUAGAAAACUUGCCUGGCUUCCCUGAUAACAUCCGUCGCAGCUCCUCUGGUGGUUACUGGGUGGCCAUGUCUGCCAUCCGGCCAAACCCUGGCUUCUCCAUGCUCGACUUCUUGUCACAAAGACCCUGGAUUAAAAAUGUCAUAUUUAAGUUCUUCAGCCAGGAAACACUAAUGAAGUUUGUGCCACGCUACAGUCUGGUGGUGGAGCUGCAGGAUGGAGGAACGUGUGUGCGGAGUUUCCAUGACCCUCAUGGCACUGUGGCGGCCUACAUCAGUGAAGCCCAUGAGCAUAAUGGUCACCUUUAUCUGGGAUCUUUCCGCUCUCCUUACCUGUGUAAACUUGACUUGAGCAAAGUGUAAAACAGUCCUACAGGAACAUAGGACUAUAUGUCACAGGUAUUUCCUGGGGCUUCUUUAUCAGUCAUGUAACAUAUCCUCAAGAAUCAGUAAACCCUUUUUGUGCCCUCUCCCAUAAUCCUCUGCUGAAUUGAGGAACCUGAGUCCUUCACACCCGUUCCUGCAUUUAAUACAGAUGCUGUCAUUCA